UGUAUAGGUAAGCCUGGGGAGGAGAAUCCAUCAACAUAGACAAGUGCCCAAGAAGAAUCAAGGUAAGAAUUCAGGGAAAAAAGAAAUGACUGAAAAACGCUUGAUUAGGAGCAAAUGGAUAACAGUACCUUCAAACCGGUUCUGAUGAAGCCUUUGCCAGCCACCAGGUCUAUGGAAAUGCAGGACCUAGCAAGUCCUCAUACUCUUGUUGGACCUAGUGAUACUGCUGGUAGCUCCAAACUGGAUAAAUCCAAUCUCAGUAGCACAUCAGUCACUACAAAUGGAACUGGAGUGUCUCUUCUUGCAGUCAAAACAGAGCCCUUGAACAGCAGUGAAACCACAAGCACGACUGGAGAUGGAGCGCUUGACACUUUUACUGGGUCAGUAAUCACAAGCAGUGGCUACAGCCCUAGAUCAGCACAUCAGUACUCUCCCCAGCUCUAUCCUUCCAAGCCCUAUCCACACAUUCUUUCUACACCAGCAGCUCAAACUAUGUCUGCCUACGCAGGCCAGACUCAGUAUUCGGGGAUGCAGCAGCCAGCGGUCUACACAGCCUACUCACAGACAGGACAGCCCUACAGCCUGCCCACCUACGAUUUGGGUGUGAUGUUGCCAGCCAUCAAGACGGAGAGUGGACUUUCCCAAACUCAGUCCCCAUUACAAAGUGGCUGCCUCAGUUACAGCCCAGGGUUUUCAACCCCACAACCAGGCCAGACACCAUAUUCUUAUCAAAUGCCAGGUUCUAGUUUUGCACCAUCAUCUACUAUUUAUGCAAAUAAUUCAGUUUCCAAUUCAACGAAUUUCAGUGGUUCACAACAGGAUUAUCCGUCCUACACAGCCUUUGGCCAAAACCAGUAUGCACAGUAUUACUCAGCAUCAACCUAUGGAGCAUACAUGACUUCAAAUAACACAGCCGACGGCACGUCCUCAUCAACCUCCACCUAUCAGUUACAGGAAUCUCUCCCAGGACUGACUAGCCAACCAGGUACAGAUCUUCACCCAGGUUAUGUUUUUGCAGGAGAGUUUGAUACUGUGCAAAGCCCCUCCACACCUAUCAAAGAUCUUGAUGACCGAACAUGCAGGAGUUCUGGGUCUAAGUCCAGAGGCAGAGGCAGGAAAAACAACCCUUCCCCACCUCCCGACAGUGACCUGGAGCGUGUGUUUGUCUGGGAUUUGGAUGAAACCAUAAUUGUUUUUCAUUCACUGCUCACAGGGUCUUACGCACAGAAGUACGGCAAGGACCCUCCCAUGGCUGUGACCCUUGGACUCCGAAUGGAGGAAAUGAUCUUUAAUCUUGCUGAUACACAUUUGUUUUUUAAUGAUUUAGAGGAAUGUGAUCAAGUUCAUAUAGAUGAUGUUUCCUCUGAUGAUAAUGGACAAGACUUAAGUACCUACAGUUUUGCAACUGAUGGCUUCCAUGCAGCUGCAAGUAGUGCAAACCUUUGUUUGCCAACAGGUGUAAGAGGAGGAGUGGACUGGAUGAGGAAGUUGGCUUUUCGUUACAGAAGAGUGAAAGAAUUAUAUAACACCUACAAGAACAAUGUUGGAGGACUCCUUGGCCCUGCCAAGAGGGAUGCGUGGCUGCAGUUAAGGGCAGAAAUUGAAGGCCUGACAGAUUCCUGGCUAACAAAUGCACUAAAGUCUUUAUCAAUUAUUAGUACUAGGAGUAAUUGUGUAAAUGUCUUGGUAACGACGACACAGCUGAUCCCAGCACUUGCAAAGGUCCUGCUCUAUAGCUUAGGAGGUGCUUUCCCCAUUGAGAAUAUUUACAGUGCAACUAAAAUAGUGCAUUGUUUUUCAGGCAAGGAAAGCUGUUUUGAGCGUAUAGUGUCCAGAUUUGGCACUAACAUAACUUAUGUUGUGAUUGGAGAUGGCCGAGAUGAGGAACAUGCCGCUAACCAGCACAACAUGCCCUUCUGGAGGAUAUCAAGUCACUCGGACCUCUUGGCUCUACAUCAAGCACUGGAAUUAGAAUAUUUGUAACUGUGUUCUCUAGCUGGAGAUCCGUUUUGUUUUUUGUUUUGUUUUGUCUUUUUUUUUUGUUGUUGUUGUUAUUUUUUUUUUUUUUACAUUUCAAGUACACUGAAUUUUUAUGUGUGUGAUUCAAUGCCUCUGGCUCUACACAUAUAAAUUGUCUUAAAGGAUGAAAUCGUAUUUGGAAUGGAAAUUCCGGAAUGAAGAAUUCAGAUUGCUGAAUGGAAUUAAACUUUAGUGCUACAGAAAGGAAACUCUAUGGUCUUACAUCUACAACACUUUAAUGGUUUCUAAAACAAAUCUGUGGAGAUUGCUAUGCACAGAGAAAGAGUCCUAACUGGAAUUCACAGCUUUAGCAAAGACCCCUCACCCUCCCGGGCAGCAACACCUAUGCUCCGUCUGACAAGGUGGUCACCAACAUUCCUCAAAAUGGGAUCUCUUCUCAGCCCUGAGGUUUGAAUCUGACUUUAGCCUACUUAGCCCAGAAAAUCUGAAUUGGAAUGCACUCAAGACUGUAUAAGGACAGUCCUAUCUAGACCUGUAAUUUGUGUAAAUUACUGAUGAAAAUAAUUUACUGUGACUUUAUUAGCCGCUGACUUUGAAAGUGGAUGCAAUUUUUCUUUCAUUUGUUGGGGAGGAUCGAGGGAGGGAAACGGGAAUAUAAUAUUGUCUUUUUUUUUUUUUUUUAAGUUUGGCAAACAGAAUGUUCAUACUGAUGUGUCGUGCCUUAAAGACAAGACAGCGUUUGUGUGUUACAAUGUAACUUUGGUUAAAAAUCUCUGUAGAUAAUGAAAACCAAAAAACAAAAACCAAAAAAGAAAAAAAAAACAACAAAAAAAACACUUUGUGAUAAUUCUUCACAUGACCAAAUUUAAAAUUCAAGCUAUCAAUGUUUUAACACUACAUCAACAAGAAACCAAGUAUAUGUGGCAAUAAGAAACCAACAAGAAUAAUAAGAGAAAGCUUGUGUUUUAUUUGGGUUCUUAAUAAUUCCAGUGAUUGUAUGAGGCAACUAUUUGUACACCCAAUCAUUAGCAGGUUUGAGAAAGACUGUGGGACAUUUACUUAGAAAGAAAUAUGUUUGUUGAAUUCUCAGUACCCUUUCUACAGUUCUACCCAAGAAAACUAAGAGCCAUAUUCGUGACAAUUUGCACAGUUUUGAAUUUGAGACUUUUUGAUGUGUGUAAGUUGCUUACAAGGAAUAUAUUGUCAUGCAUAUCUUUAGGAAUUAUCUCCUUACCCUUUUUAGUAUAUGCCAAGGACAUAGGUUAAAAUUUAAGUUGAGUGAACAUGGCUUAAAAUAUAACUAAGGAUGUUAAUUCUCAAUGCCAUUGCAAAAAUGAAAUGUCAUCAGUAAGGGAAGGCAGGUGACCCAGAUGGCUCAAGGAAAGAAGUGAGUCUGUGAAUAUUUUAUCUAGAAUAUCAUCAUAAAUUAGAUUAGCAAGUGAGCCAGACCUUGACAGCAUUAGCAAAUUACAACAGGAAAAUGCACUGGUAUUUCACUGAACCCAUCAACUGAGUCUCUCUCCAUUGCAGACUUGCGCAUGUUGGUUUUCGCCUGUACUGUUACUGAACAAUGGGUUGCAUUUAUUGCAGGGAGAACCUGUCAUCUUUGUGUUUGCAUGGUUUUGGGUGUUUUUUCUUUUUCUUCUUCUUCUUCUUCUUGGUGUGUAGCACGUGUUGGGAACACGAUACAGGUUCUCCUAUCAUUUUCUGUGACAUGGUUUCCCUUGUGGAAAUUUAAGACUUGGAGGUCUCAAGUAUUCUAUUGGUGUCUGCACCUGCAGUGUAAUAUGGUUGUGGAAUCCAGCUGUUCAUCAGUGCUCCUAACCAGAGGCUGGUUCAUGACAGUUCAUCAACUGAGGCUUCUGUAGAUCAAGUUAAGGUCAACGCUUUGCUCACAGAUCACAACAUUCAUUAUGGAAGUAGUUUAUAUCUCCAGGUAGUCAGCCUGCAUUUCUUUAGUGAAUGUGAAGGCCACAUUUACGAUGGGCAGAAAUAUCAUCAGAUCCUAAUUGUGCAUAAGAUUGUGAUUUCAUAAAACUUAUUCUUAAAUUUUGUGGGUUUUGGCUACUUCUGCCCCCAAGUACCAUGGCAGGAAAAAUAUGGUUGAAAGACUUUUAAUAAUAAAUAAAGAUAAAUCUUCUGCUUUGGCUUGAAAAUAGCAGUUUAAAAAUGGAAGAGUUGUGUCUAUUCUCAGUGUUUAUUUUGUGCACUAAAACCUUAAAUAUUCAUUACUGUGGAUAAAACAAAAUUAUUUUUGCUGUAUAGCCCAUUUCUUUAAAUAAUACAACUGUGGCAUUAUAUCAAAAAUUUAAUUCUGCUCCAUAACAAACAAGCAAGGCUUCUUAUACUGCUAAACCUGCAGGUGCAGAAAGAAACCUCUGGAAGGGGCAUGGCCUCUGAAGUGCUAUUUCUCACACACAUCUUUUUUUCCAAUUAUGAAUUCAGAAAAGGCUGCCACCAUGACACCUAAAUGCAGGAUUAACGGAGAACAGUUUUUCCAGCACAACAGUGGUGCAGGUCAACAAGCCAUCCUCAAGGGCAGCCUGUGAUUUGGGGCAUGCUCAAACUAGAACUCUCCUGCCCCAUCUUAGGGAGAGAAAAUCUGCUUUCUUUCUGGACAGGAAAAAAAAAAAAAAAAGAAAAAAACAUAAAAUAAAUCAACAAACAAACAAACAAAUUAGCCAUUUGGUAGUCCCCAUGUUCUAUUUCCAUGUAGAAUGGUGUGCCUUAUUGUACGUCAGUUUGGGUUUUUGUCUACUCCAUAUACAAACUUUGAUAUCUUACUAGGAAAGAUAACUACCUUGUGUUGAAUGAUAAAACUAUCAAGACCAUGUAAUUUCAAUAACAAUAUAGGUAGCCUGGCUGUAAUAUUGUGAUUAAGACUCUCUACUCCCUAAAAAAAAUUAUAGAUCAAAUUCAGAGGCAAAAAUAACAUCUUAGAAUCAUACAGUUUAUGCACAAAAUAUAGAUAACUGUCUCUAAUUUUUUUUUCCUUCAUCUCCGGUGAGCUGAGAUUAAAAAUAGUGUCAGUCGCAUGUUCCACUAUGAAGUUGUCUUCGUACAACACAUUUAUGACGAGCCUAUAUUCUCAGUGAAUAUGGCAUUUAGUAUUUCUUUUCAAACCAAACUUAAGCAUCAUGAGCCAAAGUUGCAUUUUGACUCCCCACUAUGGUAGCAUUAUGGAAAUCUCACAGUUGAAGUCAAGAGUUUCUGUUAUGUAUUAGUAAAGUAUAGAUUAUUGGGGCCUACAUAAUUUAAAGAAAUGUAAAUUAAUAUUAAAAGCUUGUAAAAAUAUGUACAUCUUUACUAUUUCUCAAUAAAUACCCUUUGCAACUGUU
Messenger RNA from Ictidomys tridecemlineatus (thirteen-lined ground squirrel), 5318 nucleotides. The record is from RefSeq and is a predicted model, not a curated record. Lineage: Eukaryota; Metazoa; Chordata; Mammalia; Rodentia; Sciuridae.